UCAAACGUCAUAACAAGUCUCGCAAUUGAGGUUAAGUUUUAAAAAUAUUAUAGAGAAUUUUUUUUGAAUAGUUAAAAGGUUCUGAAAUUUAACAAAGAAAUAAGAAUCAUGCUUAGUGCAUUAAGAACAAGUUUCAGAAUUUCUGUGAAUAGUUUAGUACGAUCGUUUCAAACAACUACCCCAGCAACAAUAGAUAGACUGGAUCACAAGAGGAUCCCAGCAGACGACGAAGGAGUUCAAGGAGAGAAAAUUAUCGAUCUAGAUUCAGUAUUAAAAGCUAAACAAGGUCUCUUCCCAACAUUGGAAUCUGAUAACAUAUUAUAUGAUGGUGUACCAUACAAAGAUCUCUCAAUCUGCAACAUUCGAGUGAGUCACAACAACACAGUAUUCACCCUCACUGACCAUGCCGGCACAGUGAAGCUGAUCCGGUCCUGUGGUAUGGAGGGCUUUAAAAAUACCAAAAAAGGAACCAAUAUUGCUGCACAGACUACUGCCAUUAGUAUAGCGACUAAAGCUAUUGACCGAGGCAUCAAAAAUAUUAGAGUCAGAGUGAGGGGCCUUGGACCUGGAAGACUGUCUGCAGUCAAAGGAUUACAGAUGGGAGGUUUACAAAUAAUUUCUGUUACUGACAACACUAGAGUAUCAUGGAAUCCGCCGAGACCAAGGAAAGCUAGAAGAUUGUAAAUCAUUAUUAAUUGCUAUUUUAAAAAUUUAGUUAUUAGAAAUAAAAAUUUUAUUUAAAUCAAA
Molecule: messenger RNA, 747 nt
Organism: Bicyclus anynana (squinting bush brown)
Lineage: Eukaryota; Metazoa; Arthropoda; Insecta; Lepidoptera; Nymphalidae
Gene: mRpS11
Product: 28S ribosomal protein S11, mitochondrial
Exons: 4
Coding region: 109-684 (191 amino acids)
Biological process (GO): translation; maturation of SSU-rRNA from tricistronic rRNA transcript (SSU-rRNA, 5.8S rRNA, LSU-rRNA); ribosomal small subunit assembly
Cellular component (GO): ribosome; mitochondrial small ribosomal subunit
Molecular function (GO): small ribosomal subunit rRNA binding; mRNA 5'-UTR binding; structural constituent of ribosome
Source: RefSeq, a predicted model, not a curated record